This is a messenger RNA of Pararge aegeria (speckled wood butterfly), 1071 nucleotides long. Its product is annotated as pancreatic lipase-related protein 2-like. The transcript is spliced from 7 exons. Gene Ontology annotation, molecular function: lipase activity. Gene Ontology annotation, biological process: lipid metabolic process. The coding region runs from base 1 to 1071 and encodes 356 amino acids. The record is from RefSeq and is a predicted model, not a curated record. NCBI's taxonomy places the organism in Eukaryota, Metazoa, Arthropoda, Insecta, Lepidoptera, Nymphalidae.
AUGGUGACAAAUGCACAGUGGCUGUUAGUUUUCGGAAUAACCGCCAUACAAUUUUCUGUAUUAAAAACGCAAGAACAAAAUGAAGUUAAAGAGGAACGCAAGAAGGCUCAAUCAAUAAGAGAUCUUUUCAAAACGGGAUCAUGUAUUCCACCGCCGUUCACAUGCCCUCACCCAAACAUGCUUUAUUAUUUAUACACCAGAACGACUCAAGAGAAAGGCGAGCUGCUGAACACACUUGAUAAUGACUCACUCACGUAUUCAAAGUUCAAUACGAAACAUCCUACUAAAAUUGUCGUCCACGGUUUUGGGGGUGGAAGGAAUUUGUCCCCCAGCACAGAUAUGAGAGAGGCAUACUUCAAAAGAGGCAAUUAUAAUAUAAUAAUCGUCGAUUAUGGCCCACUCGUUAAAGAACCUUGCCUCAGUCAGAUAGAGUGGGCCCCGCGUUUCGCAAGCAUGUGCAUAACUCAACUGGUGGAGUAUCUACAGUAUCACCCCGUGAAGUCGGUUCGUCCUGAGAAAGUUCACACUAUUGGCUAUAGUGUUGGUGCCCAUAUACUUGGUCUCGUUGCCAAUCAUCUUGCCGAAGGAAAACUUGGGCGAAUUACUGGAUUAGAUCCCACCAUUUUCUUCUACAUGGGCAACAAUAGAUCCAGGGAUUUGGACUACACGGACGCCUUGUUCGUUGAUAUCGUGCACACGGGGGCUGGUAUCCUCGGCCAAUGGGGUCCAAACGGGCAUGCUGACUUCUACGUCAACGGGGGCUCGAGUCAACCUGGAUGCGCACAUGAUACGAUUUUUCAGACUCUAUCUUGCGAUCACACAAAAGUAACUCCAUACUUCAUCGAGUCCAUAAACAGUCGAGUUGGUUUCUGGGCGGGGCCGUGUCCGAACCUCUUCUCUUACCUCAUCGGCUGGUGCGAGCCCAAGGAUACGGAGUACGUGCUUAUGGGUGAACACGUUACACAUAAAGCACGCGGAGUGUACUACGUUACCACAAAUGCAAAUCCGCCCUAUGCUAGAGGUUUCCCUGGAAAAGCAAGGCGAUUGAGAUCAGUGUCACCGUACAGUUGA